AUGAAGCUCUUGCUCAGCGUUCUUGUGAUCUUUGGUCUCGUUGCUUUCAUUGGGGCUGCUCCAUUUGAAGACGAACCUGAAGCUUCUGAAGAACUCAAAACUGAAGCUGAUCUUUCAGAUAAGGAACAAGGUGAAKCUCCAGAAAUACCACAAGACGAGGACGAAGACAUCCCAGAAAAUGCAAAAGAAGAAGAAUUAAAUGCCCAAGAAGACGAGGAAACCGAUGAAGAUUCGCUGACCCUUGAAAAGCUUGAUAUGCAAGAGGACGUCCAGAAAGAUCCAUCGCGCAUAAUGACCAAAACAUGUCGCGUGUUUCUGACCCCCCAAAUACUUUCCAGGAAAGUUUACAAAUGCAUGUAUUGUUGCAAUACUCGAUGUGGACGCGGGUAUUAUGGACGUCUCAGAAGUGGUCAACGUGUCCUUUUCUGUCGGGUAAGUGGAGGGAUUUGCACAAGGACUUUAUUCCUUUCUUAUGUGUAG
Messenger RNA from Exaiptasia diaphana, 480 nucleotides. RefSeq lists its product as uncharacterized. The record is from RefSeq and is a predicted model, not a curated record. The coding region runs from base 1 to 480 and encodes 159 amino acids. NCBI's taxonomy places the organism in Eukaryota, Metazoa, Cnidaria, Anthozoa, Actiniaria, Aiptasiidae. The transcript has 5 exons.